Molecule: messenger RNA, 2382 nt
Organism: Gadus chalcogrammus (walleye pollock)
Lineage: Eukaryota; Metazoa; Chordata; Actinopteri; Gadiformes; Gadidae
Product: vasopressin V2 receptor-like
Exons: 8
Coding region: 442-2067 (541 amino acids)
Biological process (GO): regulation of systemic arterial blood pressure by vasopressin; positive regulation of vasoconstriction; G protein-coupled receptor signaling pathway
Cellular component (GO): membrane
Molecular function (GO): peptide binding; vasopressin receptor activity
Source: RefSeq, a predicted model, not a curated record
AGAAAACACAACACACCAGAGGAGCCCUAAUGGGAUGCACUUGGAGCUCCGGACGCACAUGUAGAUAGAGAUCGAUUCCUGUCUGAGCCCUGCCGAGGGGGGAAGCCUAUCCAGUGGGAUAUUACCAUCACCUGGAGAGAGAGAGAGAAAGAGAGAGAGAGAGAGAGAGAGAGAGAGAGAGAGAGAGAGAGAGAGCAGGUUCCUUCUCAACCAGCGGGCUCUAAUAGAGCCGGUCUACAGCUCCAAAUUCUUUGAUUGGAUUUCCGAAUCAUUCACAAAUCAACUGUUUCUGACAUUCAAACUUCACAUUGGUGUCGUAGGAUGUGUACAUUUUGCAAGCUUGGGAUUUUGGUGGUCUUUUGGUGAGGCACUAUAUAAACACCCCACGCCAGUGAGACAGGAGCCCGCGUCUGGACGACUACCAUGCACUGACAACAAGGCAUGGAAAGCAUCAGCCGCGAGACCCUCUGGGACGGGCUAGGGCUCUUCUCCACGGUGGACGCCGAAGGGACCAACGCCUCCUCCUUCCUGUCCCAGCUGACCUCCCUCAACACGACGCACGUCGGCGGCGAUGGCUCCCUCCUCGGCGUGUUUCCGGGGAACGCCUCCACGGCCACCCCUCACACGCUGGCCCAGCCCCGGGUGAGGGACGCGGGCCUGGCACGUGCCGAGAUCACCGUGCUGUCCCUGAUCCUGGCCCUCACCACCCUGGGCAACGGCUUCGUGCUGUGGGUGCUGCUGCGGCGGAGGAAGCAGAACGCGCCCAUGCACCUGUUCAUGGUCAACCUGUGCGUGGCCGAUCUGGUGGUGGCCUUCUUUCAGGUGCUGCCCCAGUUGGUGUGGGACAUCACGGAGAGGUUCCAGGGCCCCGACCUGCUUUGCCGGUCCGUCAAGUACAUGCAGAUCGUCGGCAUGUUUGCGUCGCCCUACAUGAUAGUUGCCAUGACGGUGGACCGCUACUACGCCAUCUGCUGCCCGCUGCAGGCCUAUCGAGGGGGGACCAUGUCCCGCUGGAACACCCCCAUUAUGGUGGCCUGGGCCCUGGCACUGGUCUUAAGCAUACCGCAGGUGUUCAUCUUCUCCCGCACCGAGCUGCCCUCUGGGGAGUACGACUGUUGGGGCCAAUUUGCGGAGACGUGGGGCCUCAAGGCCUACGUCACCUGGAUGACCGUGGCCGUCUUCAUCCUGCCAGCGCUCAUCAUCACCGUCUGCCAGAUAAGAAUCUUCCGGGAGAUCCACAACAACAUCUACCUUAAGUCGGAGAGGAUUGUGACGGCGGAGCUGAAGAAGAACGCCGUUCUCUUCCGCUUCCAGAGCUUUAAGAAGGACGCGGAGCGGGCCCGCGAGCGAGCCAGGCAGGGGUCCAGCGGAGGAGGUAAAGGAGCACCGCUUCUGAAGGCGGUGCAUAACAACACCUCCGGCUCCCACGCACCCAGCAGUAAGGCGGGGGAAUGCUACGACGUUGCCGCCCCGACCGCCCAGUACGGCAACAGUUGUCAGGGGGAGCAAACGACGAUAUCUUCGGCGACGAGAGAACGACAACCCCCGUGUCGCUCCGAGAGCCACGCCGGGACCCCCAGUCCGCCCGGGGGGUCUCCGUCACAGGACAGCAACGGCUGCCCCUGCGAAGAGCCCUCCUGCCAGGCCAUCGACGAGACCGCCGGCCGUCCCGGUGGGGUGUCCCCCCGGUGCUCCACGGACUACGUCCCGCCCCUGCCCCCCAGCCAGCAGCCCCCCAGCAUCACCAAGGCCAUGACCAAGACCGUGAGGAUGACGCUGGUCAUCGUCCUGGUGUACACCGUCUGCUGGUCGCCCUACUUCAUCGUCCAGCUGUGGGCGGCGUGGGACCCCAAACCUCCAGGCGAAGGCGUGGCCUUCACCAUCCUGAUGCUGCUGGCCAGCCUCAACUCGUGCACCAACCCCUGGAUCUACACGGCCUUCUCCAGCAGCGUGUCUAGAGAGCUGCAGAGCCUGCUGCGCUGCCGACCACGGGCCAGCCGCCGGGGCUCGCUGCCCGACGACUCCACCACCACACACACCUCCAUCACCAAGGAUACCGUCUACUAACUCAACCACGCUCACACACACACACACACACACACACACACACACACACACACACACACACACACACACACACACACACACACACACACACACACACACACACACACACACACACACGCGCAAACACUCCACCACCACCACCAUCGUCCCCAUCACCUCCCGGGCCCCCGGCCCCAGCAGACGGGGUGGAUGAUAAAGAGCCGCUUGUACGGUCUCCGGGGGGGGGGGAUCCGUAACGAGCAUCACCUGUCGCUACAGCCCUGCACCGAGGGGACCUUGGGGUGGGGGGGGGGGCAGCGAGCGGGAACACCGGCG